AUGCGAAAUCUGCAGCUGUUGCAAGACCAUGAACUACUCAUUGACUUUAGACUGUUCAAAACAGCAACCCCUCGAAAUUUCUCGCCCAAUGUGACACAGAAGACAGUGGUCGCCUCCAAAAUUAAUGAAAGGAAUGGCAUGCAAACUCUCAUUACUACCAAUCAGGAUGUCAUCCUCCAAGAAGGAGUUCGCAGCUUCAACAAUCAAUCCGUGUUUGGACAGACUGUGGAGAAGAAGACUCGCAGGGAAGCGGAACAAAUGAACAUCACUGUACCAUUGAAACUCUAUGUGGUAUCCAAACAGCAACUGUUGUCUGUGUUUCCUUCAUUGUUCAAUGAUGGCAACCAGUUGAGAGAUGGGUCAAUUCCAGCACUGCUCCCCUACAUAUUGCGAGCAGCUAUGGAAAAGUGCAAUGCAUCUCAUGCAGUUUCAUUUCACAGCAGGAAUGCUAGGGAAAAGCAGUUCAUUGAGGAUGCCAGGGAAGUGCUGGGUCGGGAUGUGUUUGCAGCUGACAUCAAUGGCAACAUGAAACGUACAAUGCAAGAAAGCAUCUUGAAACAAGCCAAGGAAGCUCCCAUGUCAGUUGUAGCAAACUGUGAAUUAUUUACAGAGGGAGUUGAUGAAGAUGAGUCAGAGGGUGACUUCCUGCUUGGUAAUGAAGACAGCUGUGGUAGCCAGAUGCUUGCACGGACUCUACUGGCAUUGUCUGAGGAUGACCCUGAGUUUUGGAAGGGUGUUGUCUACAUUGCCGGAGAAGAUAAACAAGGGAGGCUGGUUGAUCCUUCUGAAUAUCCCCAAAGAUUGAGAGAUGUGUUUGACAGCCUGGGAUCAAUCCGAUGGGAGACCCAGCAAGAGAUCAUGAAACAAAUGAUCAUUGAAGUCUCAGGGACUCAUACCAAAGCCUCGGAGUGGAACACCAUGUUUGAGAGAGUUGUUUCCUUUAGAAGGGACCAUCCUGGGCAGAAGCAAAUGUGGUUAAAGGUUCAAAGGCAGCUGAAGAAAUCUGGUGGCUUGAGUAUGGACUGGAUUCAUCAAAUGGAAGAAGCUGGCAUCAAGUGGUCUCACAAUGAAGAGUUUUGGAAUCAAAAGAAUGAAUUGCUAUGCCAGUAUGUAGAACGGGAGGGUGACUGUGAUCCACCCGGGACUCACAUUGAAAGAGGCGUGUCCUUGCGGUGGUGGGUGCGGCAACAGCGGGACGCAAGAAAGAAGGAUAACCUGGAGGCAUGGCAGGUGGAGAAACUGGACCAAAUUGGAUUUGUGUGGGAUUUCCACGAAGAAAAUUGGAACACUCUCUACCAAGCAUUGCUUUCCUUCAAGGCACGAGAAGGUCACUGUGAUGUACCCAGGAGGCACGUAGAAGAAGAUGUGAAGUUGGGGAAUUGGGUGAUCAGGCAGCGAAUUGCAAGAAAGAAGGAUAAACUAGAUUCAUGGAAGGUGGAGAAACUGGACCAAAUUGGAUUUGUGUGGGAUCCCCUCAAAGCAAGUUGGAACUCUUUCUGCCAAGCAUUGCUUGCCUUCAAGGCUCGUGAAGGUCACUGUGAUGUACCCAAGAGGCAUGUAGAAGGAGGUGUGAACUUGGGGCGGUGGGUGGAGCAUCAGCGGCAUGCAAGAAAGAAGGAUAAGCUGCUGGAUGAAUGGAAGGUGCAGCAACUGGAACAGGUUGGUUUCAUUUGGAAUGCACCUGAUUGGAGGUGGGAACAGAACUUCCAUUUGUGCAAGGAGUAUGUUUCUGAAACUGGAAAGACAUCUGUUCCAGUAUCCUAUGAAAAAGGUGGUGUCAAGCUUGGACUAUGGUAUCACAGGCAACUAGGCCUUUACCAGAAGGAGAAGUUGGAAGACUCCAGAAGGCAGCGAAUGGAAGAGCUUGGGGCCUUAGCUUGA
Molecule: messenger RNA, 1881 nt
Organism: Seminavis robusta
Lineage: Eukaryota; Bacillariophyta; Bacillariophyceae; Naviculales; Naviculaceae
Source: the annotation of a GenBank genome assembly